AUGGGUGGGCGAUGCCAGACACCAGCUGAAGCAACCGUCCUGAUUCACUUAGUCGCCAGCGUCAGCCGAAGGGCUGCUGGGGGUUUAAAGUGCAACACAACCGGAUUGGGUCAGAUCAACCACGCCCUCACCGAGGAGCUUUCUUUGUCGCGAGGAGCGAUCACCAUCUCAUCCGCUGGUAUCAGCUGUUGUUUGGAUGCCACCGUGGAGCUUCGUCGGCCGUGCACCUGCGCAAUGCCUUUGUCCCCAGGACAGCUCUUCCACUCCAAACUCGCCGUCGUUAUCGGCUUCUUCGUGAUUUGGGUAAGAUCUGACAACACUCCCAUCUGUCAAAUUGUGUCCAAUCGAGCGACAUACGUCAACUUGAUCCAUGUCGAAACCGCGACUCGGUGCGAUCAUGAUGAUCAAUGCAACCGAACAAAGAAAGCCAACAGUCUGCCAGGAAAACCACUGCCAGGAUGGGGAGGAAGGGUCUUUGCGCGCGCUGAGGAAUGCCAAGAAGUCGUCCGCGAUGCUGAGACGCACGUAAUUUCGAGUGUCCGUGACAAGGACAAGCAGGCCCGCGACUAG
Messenger RNA from Colletotrichum destructivum, 570 nucleotides. RefSeq lists its product as uncharacterized. The record is from RefSeq and is a predicted model, not a curated record. Lineage: Eukaryota; Fungi; Ascomycota; Sordariomycetes; Glomerellales; Glomerellaceae. The transcript is spliced from 3 exons. Bases 1 to 570 code for a protein of 189 amino acids.